Messenger RNA from Cadophora gregata, 660 nucleotides. RefSeq lists its product as uncharacterized. The record is from RefSeq and is a predicted model, not a curated record. NCBI's taxonomy places the organism in Eukaryota, Fungi, Ascomycota, Leotiomycetes, Helotiales, Ploettnerulaceae. The transcript is spliced from 2 exons. Bases 1 to 660 code for a protein of 219 amino acids.
AUGGCGGUCCCCUACAGCCCUGGGCUUAUGGGGUCUCAACCCGAUCGAGUUCUCCUCGACAACACUCAAAGCCCCAUUAUCUUCGAUCACGUCGUUAUCCUGAUCAAUUGGACGACUGAAGAAUUUCGGAAAUUGAUAUCGGACACGAUGCGUACCUUGAGAGAAAGUGGCUACAUGCAUAUUGCUGUCCGUCUCGUGCGGAGCCUGAGGGAAGACUUGGUCCUCUUUGGUGAAGCGUAUGGCGCAGUCAAUAGCCCCUGGCCGGUCUUGAUUGGAAAACCAGGAGAUCCUUCGAUUCCAGAAGAUUUGCUCAAGGGCUAUGAUAAAUGGCCCGAAGAACCGAACAUACGAAAGAGUAUGGGAGGUAAAGACCUGCUCAAGGGCUACGAUAAAUGGCCAGAAGAACCGAACAUAAGAAAGAGUUUGGGAGACAAAGACCAUCAUGAAGGCUAUGAUAAAUGGCCAGAAGAGCCUGACAUACGCAUGUCAGUGAUUGCCGAAGACGCUCCAGGCGACUCCAUGCCGAAUGAUGGAGAUCCCGACGUCUGGAAGGAUCCGGAACCUGAUCACAGUCUUCGUACCACAUCAGACUAUUCGAUAGCAUCUCACUGUCCCGAGUGCGACGGAACAGGUUCUUGCAGCUGCUCGUAUGUAUCCUGA